Messenger RNA from Anguilla rostrata (American eel), 2416 nucleotides. Its product is annotated as kxDL motif-containing protein 1-like. Lineage: Eukaryota; Metazoa; Chordata; Actinopteri; Anguilliformes; Anguillidae. Gene Ontology annotation, biological process: lysosome localization. The transcript is spliced from 5 exons. Gene Ontology annotation, cellular component: BORC complex. The record is from RefSeq and is a predicted model, not a curated record. Bases 588 to 1169 code for a protein of 193 amino acids.
AGCUACAUUAUAGCUGUCGUGUUUCUUUUAAUUGCGUCAGUACCGUUAAGUUGAUCGAAGCAAGCAGUGUUAGGUGUGUCUGAUGUAGUUGCAUUUCUUGCGAGGUUGUUUCCUUUCUAGUUGUAUUACGACGGUUUAGGUUUAAUCUGCUAGCACGUGUUAUCGGUGCAACGUAUUUUAUAAUUUAUUCAGUUAAGAGACACAGAAGCUUAAUAGAAAUCGUUUGCCGUUGUUUUAAAAUCGGUGUGGACGGACCCAGUUAUCGUGGUGCCUGUUACAGCAUUAUUUCAUAGACAUUGGCAUUGCACUGUUUCGAAGUUAUUAAGCUAACCAGCAGGAGGCGCCAUCCGAAAACAGAACAUAACAGUCAUACAUGGAAUUAAUCACAAACUUUGUUCCUCUGGCUGAUGUUGCCUGUUGCAUGGUGACUGAUUUUUCGCCCAACUGUGCUCUUUUGAAAUGUACCGCAAGAAAGGAUGUACCCUUGAAAACAAUUUCAGAGACUUUAAAUGUAGGAGGAAACCGGAAAAUUUUUAAUUUAGUUUGAUUUCAGAUGACCACCAACCCCCCUUCCCUGCUUCAACACCAUGGAGCCAUCUGCUUCUGGAAUGUUCUGUGACAGGAUGCUGAGCAUGGUGAACUCUGAAGAUGUGAACGCCAUCAUCCAAGCUCAGAGGCACAUGCUGGACCGCUUUGAGAAGACGAACGAGAUGCUUCUGAAUUUUAACGGGCUCUCCAACGUACGCCUGCACCAGAUGACUGAGCACUUCCUGCUGCACACACGCACUCUGCUGGAGAUGAAGAAAGACCUGGACAGCAUAUUCAGGAGAAUCAGGACACUGAAAGGCAAGCUUGCAAAGCAGUAUCCCGAUGUCUUCAGCAGCGUCCACGAGUCCCCUGUCCUGGAGGAGGAUGACGAUGAGUUUGACCCUGUCCCGCCCAGCACAGCAACCACCACGGCAACCUCGGAGCAGAGCACGGAGUCAUGUGACACCAGUCCUGACAUCAUCUCCCCCACCGUCAGCCGCUGCUCAGAGGACUUCUCCCAAGAGCAUCACCCUGACACGCCCACCCCAGACUGCCCGGAUGUGUCCAAGGAUGUGGGCGUGGCACGGGGCGAUCUUGUUGAUGUGGGCGUGGCCAUCCUUAGGGACGAGGGCCCAGAUUAGAAGGGGGGUGGGGUCAUGUGGAGGGGCAGGACUGGAGAACCUUCUACAUGGGAAUGCGAUUGCUCUGGCUGGUGCACUGACCAGCUUUUUUAAUUAGUAUUUUGUUUUUUCUGCACUUGCUUUGCAGUGUGGUGGUCGGGUGAAGCUGACCCUUGAGGAUUGAAUGUAGCACAGUGCAGAGAUACGAGUUAGCAUGUGACUGUACGCUACAGGAUGUGAGUUAGCAUGUAAGAAUCUGCUACAGGAUGUGAAUUAGCAUGCGAGUGUCCACUACAGGACGUGUCAGCAUGUAAGUGUCUGCUACGGAAUGGGAGUUAGCAUGUGCCGCAUCUGCUAUAGGAAGUGAGCUAGCAUGUGACUGUCUGCUACAAGGUGUGACAUCACCCUUGGAAAAGCCAUAAGAGGGUGAUUAGUUCCCCUAGCUGGGUACCUUGUUCUCCAGCUCAGUGGGCCAGUCAGUCUCUUACUGAAACCCACAGCAGGACCUGUCCCUGGUACAUAUGCAGCCCUGCUGCUCGCACACAACCAGGCACUGAAAGAGGACAAAAUACUUGAAUUUUCCUUGUGUCCUGACAAGUGUUGCUCGAAUGUAAUGUUUGCUUUUUUUGUGUGUGUGAAUGCAUCUGCGAGUAUGUGUGAGUAUAUUUGUAUCUGUGUAUCUGUGCAUGCAUAGCAUGUGUGUGCGCAUGCGCUAGUGAGUAUGUCUAAGUAUAUUUGUGUGUGUCUGCAUGUGUAUUAGUGAAUAUUUUUUUGUUUGCGUGCAUGUGUGUGUUCAGUUAUCUUUUCCGUUUAAAGAGCUUAGCACAUAUGUCAUUCUUUAACCAUUUGGGAUUUUGUUUUUCAAGGGUGAAUUAGAAAAGCACAAAAUGUCAAUUUCUUUUUGGUCACCACUUACCAUGUGUUUUAUUAUUUAUUGGUAGAUUAUUUAUGCAAAAUAAAGUUAUGUGACCCCAGAUUAAAACUGAACACUGUUAGUGACCAGAGCUGCUUUCUUCAAGUUUUUUUUAACGAGUGAAACUAGUAAAGUUGUAAAUGAUGUAUAAAUAGAGUAGUGCUUUUUAUAUCUGUAUGAUGAAUGAAAAAUGACGUUUGGAUUGGUAAAUUAACUGUGAUGGCUCUAGGAAAAAAUGUACAAUUUUAACACUGCAUGAAACAUCACUAACCAAAGAGUGUGUCAGUACAGUACUCAGUAUUGGGAGUAAUGUCUGUCUCCAGGUUCAAUAAAAAAAAGUUAUGUUUUUCACCCA